AUGUCCACUCAGGAAGCCAGUGGUAUACCUCCAUAUAAAUUGAAGAUUGACCUCGAUCAAUCUCAACCUUCUUCUCAACUCUUAACCAACAACCAUCCCAACUUCUCAACUUCACAGCCUCACACCAACACUCGACACCCUUUCACCACACAAAAGGCUUCUACUAAAAGCCCUUCCACAUAUUUCAUCACGUCUGUCUCCAACCUCUGCAAGGUCGCUCUCGUUGAUGUCAAGGCCUCUACCAUCAUCAACACUCCUGUCGACAUGGCCAACCCCAAGUGCUCCUGCCACUGCGGUUGCAACAACGUCGUCAUAUUCUCCGGAGGCAACCUCUGUGAGCCCUGCAACGACAACCACAACCAGUAG
Molecule: messenger RNA, 366 nt
Organism: Fusarium proliferatum ET1
Lineage: Eukaryota; Fungi; Ascomycota; Sordariomycetes; Hypocreales; Nectriaceae
Exons: 2
Coding region: 1-366 (121 amino acids)
Source: RefSeq, a predicted model, not a curated record